GGACCUCUGUGACGUAUUUUGCUCUGCGACAGAAACUCUGUGUAUGUUGCGGUUUAAAGCUACUUUUCUAGAAGCAGCUGCUUACUAUGGAAUAUAAAUGACACUACAAGACUUACUGAUGACUCCGUGAUUAAUGAUGUUCAUACGCGAACAGAAAAGAGGCGGCUGGAGCAUGUUAAAGCCCCGUACAGUUACAUGGCAGUUUGGUGUCGUCGGCUAAACUUGGUGACUAUUUGUGCACAGUGCCUUUUUUUUCCGCGUCUCUUGUUUAGCUCAGAUGAGCAUGUAAGAGUCAGCCGUGUUUUGGUGGUGUGGAGUUGUGCAUGUCCCGGUUGCAGAAAGUGGAGGAGAGCAGGCGGAGGGCGUGAGCUGUGUCCAGGCGGCUGUCGGUGUCCGGGAUGGAGACCUGGACCCCCAAUCCCCGAGCUAAGCCCUUCAUCCCCCGUCAACAGAGGAGUCUCUAUCUCACCUGGAAAUACAAAUUGACCAACAAGAGGACGAUUCGCCGGUUCUGUCAGGCCAGUGCCGUGUUGUUUCUGCUGAUAACCGUCAUAGUCAACAUUAAACUCAUCCUGGAUACAAGAAGAGUUGCCAGUGAAGAUGCAGCAGCCCAAGAAUAUGAGGAUGUUAUUCCUAACAUGGAGACAGCACGCAGGCCGGCUAAUGGACGCAAAGUCCUCGACAUUGAGGUGUACUCCAGCCGCUCCAAGGUCUACGUGGCAGUAGAUGGCACCACGGUGCUGGAAGAUGACAUGCGAGAACAAGGCAGAGGGAUCCAUGUGAUAGUUCUCAACCAAGCAACUGGUCAUGUGAUGGCCAAGAGGAUAUUUGACACCUACUCUCCCCAUGAGGAUGAAGCCAUGAUCCUGUUCCUCAAUAUGGUGACUCGUGGUCGAAUCCUCAUCUUUACCAUAAAGGAUGAGGGCACAUUCCACUUGAAAGAUGCUGCUAAGAACCUGCUCAAGAGUCUGGGCAGCCAGGUGUCCCUCAAUCUGAGCUGGAGAGACAUGUGGACUCUAGUGGUGAAGAAAGGAGGUCAGGUUUAUGGAGAGAAGCAUUCAAAGUCUCCAGCUCUGUCUACCUGGGGAGACCCAGUGCUGCUCAAGACUGAAGUGCAACUUACUGCCUCUGAAGAGGCAGAGUGCCACUGGGCAGACACGGAGCUGAACAGGAGGAGGAAACUCUUCUGCAGCAAGGUGGAAGGAUACGGCAGCAUCUGCAGCUGCAAAGAUCCGGCACCCGUAGAGUUUAAUCCUGACCCUCUCCCCAUCAAUAAUGUUUUCAAUGUCCCAGUGGCCGUUAUUGCAGGAAACAGACCUAACUAUCUCUACCGUAUGCUGAGGUCACUUCUUUCAGCCCAUGGUGUUAACCCACAGAUGAUCACAGUCUUCAUUGAUGGAUAUUAUGAGGAGCCAAUGGAUGUUGUUGACCUGUUUGGACUGAAGGGAGUUCAACACACACCUAUCAGCAUCAAGAAUGCCAGAGUGUCUCAGCACUACAAAGCGAGUCUGACAGCAACCUUCAAUCUUCACCCAGAUGCUAAUUAUGCCAUUGUACUAGAAGAAGAUCUUGAUAUAUCCAUUGACUUCUUCAGCUUUCUGAGUCAGACCAUCCACCUGCUGGAUGAGGAUGACAGCCUGUACUGUAUUUCAGCCUGGAACGACCAGGGCUAUGAGCACACAGCAGAGGACCCGGCCCUGCUCUACAGGGUGGAGAGUAUGCCCGGCCUGGGCUGGGUGCUGAAGAAAAGCCUCUACAAAGAUGAGCUGGAGCCAAAAUGGCCUACACCCGAAAAGCUGUGGGACUGGGACAUGUGGAUGCGAAUGCCAGAGCAGAGGAAAGGCCGAGAGUGUAUCAUCCCUGAUGUAUCCCGCUCCUACCACUUCGGUAUCAUCGGCCUCAACAUGAAUGGCUAUUUUCACGAGGUAUAUUUCAAAAAGCACAAGUUCAACACUGUUCCCAAUGUACAGCUGAAGAACGUGGGCAGCUUGAAGAAAGAUGCUUAUGAAGUUGAGAUCCAGAACCUGCUGAAAGAGGCAGAGGUGCUAGACCACACCAAAAACCCAUGUGAGGACUCAUUCCUACCUGACUCUGAGGGGAAGAUCUACAUCAUGUUCAUUAAGAUGGAGUCUGAAACAGACACAUCCACUUGGACUGAGCUUGCCAAGUGCCUGCACGUUUGGGAUCUAGAUGUUCGGGGAUACCACAGAGGUCUAUGGCGGCUCUUCAGAAAAAGGAACCAUGUGUUGGUCGUGGCUGUUCCGAUCUCCCCGUACUCUGUGAGGAAACCAGCGAAUGUCACUCCCAUUCAUUUAGAGCCUCCUCCUAAAGAAGAGGGAGCACCGGUGGAGCAGAUGUAGAUCUGAUGUUACACACACACACACACACACACACACACACAAACAGAGACUUCAACAAGCCCUGGCCUUAACACUACUACUUCUCUCCAUCAACGAACAUUAAUAAUCCAGCCUGGGGCCCAGAGCUACAGGUCUGUCUUGGGUACAAGAGGAUACCUGGGACACAGAGUCUAUUUUUUAUGUUGGAGGAAGAAUUAACACUACAAACAGCACUGGUGAGUCCGUCCAGCAGUGAUGGUAAAACUAGUUAUAGUUAAUUGUGAUUGUUCAACCACAACAGUGUACAGCUGCCAACAGCUGUGUCUUUUUGUGGAUCGAUCACUAAGCUACAUCUUUGACAGAACAGUACAACUGACAUAAACACACUGACCUGAAAGAAGGCAGUGCUCCUUAUAGUUUGGUAUUUUAACUACUGAGUGUUUGUCCAUUUUUGUACAUACAUUUUAACGAAUCUCUAUUUAUUUUACAUCUGUCAAAAGUUAGUGCUUUUUUUUUUCUAAAUAAGAAAAUCCACUUUGAUCAAGUUCAAUGCAUUUUUAAGAGUCUGACUUUUACAAUGAAAAAAUGUAAGUGUGUGUGUGUGUGUAAAAUCUAAAGGUUGGCAUUUUUCUCAGCAUUAGAUAUCGAGUGUAAAAGCCCCAUGGGUUUGUACCGUUAUUGACUGUAUAGAUCACUUGCCUCGGAUUAGUCUUGAUGAUGUAAUCCGAAAGGUGGCUGAGAGACACAAACCUGAAAAGUCAUACUUUUAACAUGUGCUGCAUCUGAAACCAGAGAAAUUGCAAAUGCUGUGAUGUUAAUGUGUGCUCACCUACAAAAUGAUGCACAUUGAACAAAUCACUUUAAAUUCGGGCAGUUUUUUUUUGUUUGUUUUUUUUAAGUAAAUUAACCUUUUUCCAUCUGUUUCUGGCAUAGUUCACUACUGGCUUUUGCUCUGUCGGGGGGAAAAAAAAGCACGUGGCCCUUCCAGUACCAACAAGUAAUAAUUGACACAGGAACUGAAAAUCAUAAUUAACAAUCAUUAGGAACGAAACAUUUUGUUGUGUACCCCAAAAAAGGAGGAAAAUCCGUGUCUAGGAUCAGAUCUAAAUAUGCAAACGUGUGCUAAACAAACAGUUCAGGAUAUUUGUAUCCUAGCACAGCAUUUACGUGUGUACGCAUUUUUUUUGUUGUUGUUUUGUUUUGCUUUUUCCUGAAGCAGACGCACUUUUUUUUCUGUGCUUGCUGCUGUUUUUGAGAUACAAGAGACAGCGGCAGCUGCAUAAGGUGCUGAACGUUCAGUUGCUGCUUUGUUUCCUGAUUGAACAGUGUUCAACUACUGAAGCUACUAAAAACUGAGCUCAACACUGUUACUUUUCACACAGCCAUCCAGUCACGUAGGAGAAGGGCUCAGAUAACAAGAACACCUGGUAUAAACACUAAAGAACCGAGUCAAUUUCUCUGCUUGUACCAAAUGAAAUCCCCAAACUAGCACUUUAGUCAUAUAUUAAUUAGAUCAUUGUGGGUCAGACAUCACAGCAGGCAGGUACUUGCAACCAGCUACUUCCUGGAAGCAGCAUGUGUUAAAAAUGUAUUUUUUCCCCCUCCUAAUUUCUUAGUGUGCGUAUAAAUUUUGGUCUCUCUCAACCAUCCUGGAGGCCAGAGGCUCCACCACUUCCAUCCACUGAAGGUAGCAAUGUGAAAAGAGUACUAAAUCUUCGUUACAUAUAUUUAUCUGAGUUUCUAAUUGCAGUGUUCUUCAUUUUUAAGAGUAGUAAAUACGUGAGAAGAUUUAUUUGAUAAUCUCACUGGCCGCAUUCAAUGCCCUGAGAUGCAGCUGAGAGAGAGAGAGAGUGUGUGUGCGUGUGAGAGAGAGAGAGAGCGCGCGAUUUCUCUUGUAAAGCUUUUCUAACUGGUGGUCAAAUAGAAACCCAACCCUUUAAGAAAAUGUUAUUCUUUAUGGUAAGACAUGCAAAAGCAAACAAAGUAUUAUCUGCUUAUGGAUACAUUUAUUUUGAAAGUCACACUAUAGAACUGUCUAAGCAUUUAUUCACUCUGUACUGGUCAUGUUAUCAUUUCAAACAACUGUUAUGGAUGUUUCAGGCAAUUAAAAAUGAAAAGAUAAUUGAAAUAUUUGUUCCAAUUGAGGUCUAAAAACACUGACUUUUAAUCCAGAUGUUGAUAUUCUACCAGAUGUUUUAAAAGAACGUGGAGUUUUCAACCAUGUUAACAGAGAGGUGUGAGUGUGAGGAAGAGAUACUGGACAUGUUCUUACCAGCUGAUGUAAGAACGCAUUAACCAAAUGAAUGUGAAUUUUAAUUCUCUGUUAGUAUUUGCAGUUAUUUGAUUGGAAGGUGUUUACCUGUCAGAAUGAACCACUGACGUUGGGGCUAAGUUUAAGUCCUAGUGUGUUUCUCUGGUUUCAGAUCUCUGCAAAUUGUCUUUUUUUCCCCCUUUGUUUGUUCUUUCAUUUCACUUUGUGGUGUUCCUGCUUUUCUGGGUUUCAAAGGUUAAAUUAAAUUGAAUCAUUGUUUCAAUAGCAAUACAGUUGAUUUAAUACUGUGGCAGGAUUCUGAAAAUACUGGAAAGUGCUUCGUAUGAGUGACCGAGGAGGAUUUGUGGACUUGAAUGCAGUUUGACAUGUAUGAGUUUCUUUUAUCUUGGAGAUGAAUAAAGAUUUUUUUUAAACUCA
Molecule: messenger RNA, 5028 nt
Organism: Pundamilia nyererei
Lineage: Eukaryota; Metazoa; Chordata; Actinopteri; Cichliformes; Cichlidae
Gene: pomgnt1
Product: protein O-linked mannose N-acetylglucosaminyltransferase 1 (beta 1,2-)
Exons: 21
Coding region: 399-2360 (653 amino acids)
Biological process (GO): protein O-linked glycosylation via N-acetylgalactosamine
Cellular component (GO): Golgi membrane
Molecular function (GO): beta-1,3-galactosyl-O-glycosyl-glycoprotein beta-1,3-N-acetylglucosaminyltransferase activity
Source: RefSeq, a predicted model, not a curated record